Molecule: messenger RNA, 309 nt
Organism: Cicer arietinum (chickpea)
Lineage: Eukaryota; Viridiplantae; Streptophyta; Magnoliopsida; Fabales; Fabaceae
Product: pectinesterase inhibitor-like
Source: RefSeq, a predicted model, not a curated record
AUGAAACUAAGUGGACAAAGUAGUGAUCCCAAGACAAAAACUCAUUACAAUAAUUGUUUGUCGAAUUUUGGAGCAAACGAAGGAGCGCUUGGUGAGGUUUCCGAAACCCAACAACUCUUAAAGAGCGGAGAUUACAAUUGGGUGAAUAUGUGUGCAAGUACUAUCAUGUCUGAUGUUGAUGAUUGUAUUUCAGGCAAUUCACUAGGUACUCCACCAUUUCAAGAUGCAUCUGAACUUCCAAAAUACGCUGGUGUUGUCACACAAGUUGCUCAAAUUAUUCUUAUUUUGACAAACUUUUUGUUGAAUUAG